AGUAAAUCUACACACACUGACGCACCAUGACCAACUUUUCCUACAUCUGCACCGUGUGGAUCAGCGUCUGUGUGUACCUCCUCUCUGCAGAACCUGAGAUCAGUGUAUCUGGUCCAGUGGGUUCUACAGCUGUCCUGCCGUGUCAACUGACGAGUGUAGACACUGACAUACCGUAUAUUAGAUGGAACACUGAAUCUGAGAUUGUGUUUGAGCGACUGAGUGAGAGGUUGUAUCAGGGUGAGGGAUAUGAGGGUCGUGUGGACGUUCCUGUGGAGGAGCUGCGUAAGGGGAACUGUUCACUGGUGUUACACAAUCUGACAUUUACUGAUACAGGAGUCUACACCAGCUACCAGACAGUGAGACGCACCAAGAGAUCUGUGAACUUCAAAGUGGUCUCGAUCAGCCGUGUUAAACUCUCAGUCCAUGACCUCCUCUCUGCAGAACCUGAGAUCAGUGUAUCUGGCCCAGUGGGUUCUACAGCUGUCCUGCCGUGUCAACUGACGAGUGUAGACACUAAAACAUCGUAUAUUAGAUGGAACACUGAGUCUGAGAUUGUGUUUGAGCGACUGGGUGAGAGGUCGUAUCAGGGUGAGGGAUAUGAGGGUCGUGUGGACGUUCCUGUGGAGGAGCUGCGUAAGGGGAACUGUUCACUGGUGUUACACAAUCUGACAUUUACUGAUACAGGAGUCUACAUCAGCUACCAGACAGUGAGACGCACCAAGAGAUCUGUCCGUGUUAGGAGAGGAACAGUCCUGAUCAACAGUGUUAAUCUCUCAGUCUAUGUUCCCCCUCUUAAAGAAACAGACGUUGGUAUUUCAGCAGCUCCCACAGUAAUGAAGAGUCCUCACCCACUGGUCCUGUCCCUCGUCUCAUCUUUACUCGUCCAGCUCUUCUGUGGAGAAACAUGAGUGUGACCUACAGCUGUGUACAGGACUGUGUGUUUCAAUCACACACAGUAAACUACACACUGCAGCUGUGUGAUGCUGAACAAUCAGAACUCUAGAGACACGUCACUGCUGUCCAAUUAGAAUUGUUCACCAGACUUGGAGUUCAUGUCCCUGACACUUUGGGACAGUUUGUUUGACCUAAUGAAGAAUUUCAGACAAGUGAAGCAUCUUCAAGAACUUUAUACAAG
Molecule: messenger RNA, 1135 nt
Organism: Clarias gariepinus (North African catfish)
Lineage: Eukaryota; Metazoa; Chordata; Actinopteri; Siluriformes; Clariidae
Exons: 5
Coding region: 27-908 (293 amino acids)
Biological process (GO): cellular response to lipopolysaccharide; cell surface receptor signaling pathway; T cell costimulation
Cellular component (GO): external side of plasma membrane
Source: RefSeq, a predicted model, not a curated record